Messenger RNA from Malus domestica (apple), 3210 nucleotides. RefSeq lists its product as uncharacterized. The record is from RefSeq and is a predicted model, not a curated record. Gene Ontology annotation, molecular function: protein binding; zinc ion binding. NCBI's taxonomy places the organism in Eukaryota, Viridiplantae, Streptophyta, Magnoliopsida, Rosales, Rosaceae.
CUAACUGGGGUUAAGUUUGGAAUUUUCCAAAACCCUAAUUCUCCAAAGAGCCCUUUUGACAUUCUAUGCUUUCAAGUCUUUUGCAUCAUUCACCUCUUUUAUCGUUAUUUCCAGAAGGCCCCAAAAUCUAGGGUUUCAUCACACCCUGCACCUCCUUCUCUGGUCGUUGUGAUGGCGAGGACAAAGCUUAUCCUGAUCUGCCAAUCUGGUGGGGAAUUUGUUGUCAAGGAUGAUGGAUCCAUGUCAUAUACGGGAGGAGAUGCACAGGCAGUAGAUAUCAAUCAUGAAACCCGAUUUGAUGAUCUCAAGUUAAAAUUGGCUGAAAUGUUGAAUUUAGAAUAUAAAUCAGUGAUCAUGAAGUAUUUUCUCCCAGGAAAUACGCGAACUCUCAUCACUUUAUCCAAUGAUAAGGACCUGAAAAGGAUGUAUGAAUUCCAUGGGAAUUCAGUAACUGCUGAUGUUUUUGUCCAGGGGAAAGCAGGUUUUGAUGCCGAAGCCUUCAACACACCAAAAAGGGCAUGUGGGAUAAAAGUGGCUGAAUCAGUGACCCCUGUUCCCGCCUUCACGACUUCAGCUGCCACUUUACAUGCUAGUCCUCUAUCAAAACAACCUGGAUGUAUUAUGUCUGUGGAAGAAAGGACCCAAACUGCAGGUGGAGUGGUGCAUAUGCCUACCAUGUCCCCUGCGUUUACAUCCACCGAUAAUGCGGAUGCUACUAGUUCCAUUCCAACUGGUUCCAUAUCUGCUACUGCUGAUGCAAGUCAGCACAGCUUGGACGUAUUUGAUAUGAACUGUACCCCUGCUGAUACUGUUAAGAAGCGAAGGCGCACUGCUGCCUGGAAAAUUGGUGCCAACGGUCCUACCAUUGGUUCUGUCACUGACCAUGUUGGGGAGAAAAGAAAACAUAUGUCCAAGAAGAAGAAUAUUCCUAGCCGGAACAUUGCUACAGAAACUGAUGACGUGGAUGAGAGGCAAGAUAUCCUCCACAGUAAAGAUAGUAGUACUAGCAAUGACCCUAUCCAGGCUAGUCUAGUGGAAUCAAAUGAUGCUCCACCUGAACUUUUACUCAAAAUAUGGAAAAAUGCUAUCACUGGCAUUGGACAGGAAUUCAACAGUGCUAAAGAAUUUCGUGAUGCGCUGCAAAAAUAUGCCGUUGCCCAUCGUUUCAUGUAUAAGUUAAAAAAGAAUGAUACUAACCGUGCAAGUGGCAGAUGUAUAGUCGAAGACUGUUCCUGGAAAAUUUUUGCAUCUUGGGACACAUCUGUGAAAAAGUUUAGGAUAAAGAGUAUGACUGAAACGCAUACUUGUGAAUCAGAGUUCAUGAAAUCUUAUCAUCCAAAACGAAGUUGGUUGGUUAGCAUCGUGAAAGACAGAUUACUUGAGCGCCCACAUCUCAAGACGAAAGAACUUGCCAACAUCAUUCGUCAAGAUUUUGGGAUUGCUGUGAACUACACUCAUGUUUGGCGUGCAGUUGAGGAUGCCAAGGAGCGACUUCUAGGUUCGUAUAAAGAGGCAUAUGACCAGUUACCGAGAUUUUGUGAGAAGAUGACAGAGGCAAAUCCUGGCAGUAAUAUUAAGCUUUUCACUGUUGAUGAGAGUAGAUUUCAGCGCCUAUUUGUGUGUUUUCAUGCUUCAAUACAUGGUUUUCAGAAUGGUUGUCGCCCUAUUCUUUUUCUCGAUGCUGCAUCUCUAAAAUCAAGAUACCAUGAGACUUUUUUGGCAGCUACUGCUUUGGAUGGAGAUGACGGUCUUUUCCCGGUUGCAUUUGCUAUCGUUGACACUGAGAAUGAUGAUAACUGGCGGUGGUUUUUGGAGCAGUUAAGAUCUGUACUUUCAGCUACUCAAUCCUUAACUUUUGUCUCGGAUAGAGAGAAGGGACUAAAGAAAUCAGUGCUCGAAGUAUUUGAGAAUGCCCACCAUGGAUAUUCUAUGCACCACCUUCUGCAAAGCUUCAUGAGAAACUUGAAUGGUCCAUACCAUGGAGAUGGGAAGGGUUCCUUGCCAAUCAAUUUUAUGGCUGCCGCCCAUGCAAUCCGACUUGAUGGCUUUAAAACAAGUAUUGAUCAAAUUAGACGGGUUUCUGCUCGAGCUUAUGCCUGGGUCCAGCAAAUCGAACCAGAAUGUUGGACAAAUGCAUUAUUUAAAGGAGAGCCCUAUAACCAUUUCACAUCAGAUGUUGCAGAGACAUACAUCAAGUGGAUAGAGGAAGUACAGGAGUUACCCAUUGUGCCAAAGAUUGAAGCGCUUUGUUCUAAGUUGAUGGAGUUGAUAAAUACUCGUCGAACAGAUUCAAGUAAGUGGCCCACAAAACUUACUCCAUCCAAGGAGGAAAAACUGCAACAAGAAGCCUGUUGCGCAUAUGGUCUUAAAGUCUUGUUUUCAUCCGAUACUCUCUUUGAGGUUCACAAGGAUUCCAUCAACGUUGUGGAUAUUAGUGAACGGUACUGUAGUUGUCUGGAUUGGAAUGCAAGUGGUCUACCAUGCUGCCAUGCUAUUGCUGUCUUCAACUGCACUGGUAGGGAUGUGUAUGAUUAUUGUUCGAGUUACUAUAAAUCUGACACCUAUCGUUUGACGUAUUCUGAGUCCAUAAACUCUGCAUUGGCCCCUUUUGAGUCUUCGGAUGGUGAGAUUACUGAUGCAGCACAUGUGCUUCCUCCAUCAGUCUCCAAGCAACAAGAAAAGAAAAGCCAGGCCAAAGCAAAGAGUUUGUCGGCAAGGACAGUUUUUUGCUCUAGGUGCAAGGAUUCAGGGCAUAAUAAAAAAACCUGCAAGGAACCCAUGGAUGAUCCUUUGUCAAGUAUGGACCUCAUAGAUGCUCCUAUAUCAGGUAUGGACCCCGUAGAUGCUCCUUCGUCAAGCAUCGUCCUCGUAGAUGCCCUUUCAUCAAGCGUCAUCCCCGUCGAUGCCCCUCCAUCAAGUAUCGUCCCCACAGAUGCUCCUUCAUCAAGUAUCGUCCCCAUAGAUGCCGCUCCGUUGAGUAUCGACCACGUAGAUGCUCAUUCAUCAAGUAUCGUUCCCGUAGAUCCUCCAUCAAGUAUCCCUUGAUGUAAUCCUUGAAUCAUACCGUCUUGGAUGCUUGUUUGUUAUGAAUUCAUGUACAGUGUUAAUCGACAUUUUCCGAACUGGUCUCUUUGAACUAGGUUUGUGACGAGGUUGUUUUGUUCUUGAGUUUGUCUAGAGUUUUAAAUUCGUAAAUUUCGCAUUUGAAUC